Messenger RNA from Somion occarium, 1705 nucleotides. The record is from the annotation of a GenBank genome assembly. Lineage: Eukaryota; Fungi; Basidiomycota; Agaricomycetes; Polyporales; Cerrenaceae.
CCGAGCAUAUGCUGUACUUCCAUAAUUUGACAUUUCACGCAGUGACUGCAGCCGGCGCAGAUAAUAACCAAGUAACCAAAAGAGGAAAUUUUCCUUGGCUCUGUCGGGCUCCAAUGAGGGGGAACCGUUCUUACCCGUGAUUUCCAAGCAAUUCGGUCCCAGGACGGAGGCACACAAUAACCCGAGAAAAGAGGAAAAGGAGCAUGCAACACCCUUGUAUCCUGCUGCGUCAUCCCACAACGUCACCGUCAAUUUAUCUGUUUAUGAGAUGGAUCUGGAGACUUCGAUAAGCAGGCGGAUAUAUAGUAAACCUCCCACAGUGUUUGUCAGCCCAAUUCUGACAAAGAAGCGAGUUGGAUCGCACUAUUUAACGACUAGGCACGAUUCUCAUUCCCCUUCUCAAUACUCUCUCGAAUUCCGAAGACUUGAAUAGCCAUGGCCCCUGUCAAGAACGGACGUGUUAUUUUCAACGAGAUCCCCUCAGGAUAUCCGGAUCCUAACAAAACUGUAAUAUACGACGAAUCUGAGAUUAUUGACCCUGACACCGUACCCCUUAAUGGCGGCUUCAUUGUUAAGACACUCGUGAUCUCCAUAGAUCCUUAUAUGCGAGGACGGAUGAGAGAUCCCAGUGUUAAGAGUUACUCUCCUCCCUUCCCCCUUGGAGAGCCUAUCGCCAAUCAUGCUGUCGGUGUGGUUAUCCGCUCUGAGAAUCCCUCAGUAAAACCAGGUGAUCACAUAUACGCUUUGCUUCCGUUCCAAACCUACACGAUUCUUAAAGACCUCACUGGCCUCCGUAUCCUUGAGAACAAGGAAGGGCUCCCUUGGUCUGCAUACGUCGGUAUCGCUGGCAUGCCCGGCCAAACUGCCUACUACGCCUGGAAAGAGUACGCAGCGGCCAAAAAGGGUGAAACUGUCUUUGUUACUGCCGGGGCAGGUCCUGUUGGUUCAGCCGUGAUACAAAUCGCCAAGUCUGAGGGACUGAAAGUUAUUGCCUCAGCCGGUUCGGAGGAGAAAGUGGCAUUCCUCAGGUCUAUUGGCGUUGAUGUCGCAUUCAAUUACAAGACGACGAAGACGGCUGAGGUCCUCGCCAAGGAAGGACCUAUUGAAAUCUACUGGGACAAUGUGGGUGGCGAGUCCCUCGAGGCCGCGCUCGAAUAUGCCAACAAGAAUGCUCGCUUCCUAGAAUGUGGUAUGAUCUCAGUGUACAAUACCGAACCUUACCCUAUCAAGAACCUCAUGAACGUCGUCAGCAAGGAGAUUAAGCUGUACGGUUUCCUCGUCUUCUCCCUCCAUGAGAAGUAUGAGGAGGAAUUCUAUCGCGAAUGGCCUAAGCGCGUCGCAAGCGGCGAGAUCAAGUAUACCGAAGACGCGAAGCAGGGACUGAAAGAGACCGGACAGGCCAUUUAUGAGGUCCAGAAGGGUUUGAACAAGGGAAAGAGUGUUAUUGUGGUUAGUUCGGAGUAGGUCCGUCCACUUUGGGCGAACUCGCGACUGCAGACGAUUUAAGGGGUUGGAUAACGACAUGAGAAGUAUCUUGCAUUGUAUCAUACCUGCAAUAAUCUUUUUAUUUGUUCCCCAUUGAAUUCUACCAUGACUUCAUAUCCCAGUGGAAGGGAUUCUGAAUAUGUCGUGAAGCGAUAACAUCUUUGCGAAGAGUACUGUUGUAAUUGCCGGACGCUUGACAAAAUAAUGACACAAAUGACAU